Suillus subaureus is the source of this 1163-nucleotide messenger RNA. RefSeq lists its product as uncharacterized. NCBI's taxonomy places the organism in Eukaryota, Fungi, Basidiomycota, Agaricomycetes, Boletales, Suillaceae. Gene Ontology annotation, molecular function: protein binding. The transcript has 4 exons. The coding region runs from base 218 to 919 and encodes 233 amino acids. The record is from RefSeq and is a predicted model, not a curated record.
GUCUGCUUGAUUAUGUUUCCAAAAUCGUGACGCCUAUAUACGGGACAUGUGCUUAUAUGUACUGUACUGAGCACCUACCUCCACCUAGUGCCCGCCACCGUGUCACCAAGUGUCAGUAAUAGAUGUGGACAGUACCACAACCUCGCACACAACGUCACCAAACGUUAACGUUCACUCUUAUCACCACGAUUCACGAGGAGGCUGAUAUCAACCUGCAAUGCUUGUUCCAAGACACCAUGAGCAAUUUUACUUCACUUUCGUCACAUUUCUGGUCGAGGACUGUCUAUUCAGAGUGCCUCGUGACACACUAGAAUCGCAGUCAGACAUCUUUCGCGAUUUGUUUCUACUGCCUGUUCAAGCCGAUAAAGCUGAGGGAUAUUCAGACACAGAUCCUAUCGUUCUCGAGGGCAUUCUGAAGGAAGAAUUCCAGUCUCUCAUGAAGGUUUUGUAUCCCAUGCCACUUACCCGCUUGCCACCUUCUUCGGAUGGACUUCCAGCGACCCUCGAGGAGUGGACGGGGAUAUUGAAGCUAUCCAAAAUGUGGAGCUUCACCAGCGUCCAGGAAUUUGCUAUUCAACAAAUGGAGCCUAUGCUUGCAGCGAGACCUCUAGAUAAAGUUGCACUCGCUCAAGAUUAUGGGGUCACAGAAUGGCUGGUCCCAGGUCUGCUACAACUAGCAAGGAGAGAAGAGCCAGUUGGACUAGAAGAUGUACAGAAACUUGGACUGGAUACUGCGUUAAAGCUCGCCGAUAUUCGGGAGAGUGCACAGUCCACCAUGCCAACUUGGGCUGGACGGUAUUAUAUGAGUCCCAUCGACCGUUCGGUUGACAUGCCCAUCAUCACUGCGACUGGUCCUCGAGGAUCUACUUUAUGUGAUUUUACCAAUCGAAUCCGUCAAGUAUUUAAUUUACAGGAGUGAUUUCAAAUUCUAAAUUUUAUAUCUUACUUUAGUGUAUAUUCUGACAUAUGUAAGGACAGAACAUUUGAUCCUGCGGAAGCUCCUCCUUUUGCAAUUGUAUACCACCUCCCUUCCAAUGCACGCGUGUCUUCUGAGCUCCACAUGCGAUCACUCAUUCCUCUCUUAACAUACUCUUAUUCUUGAACCACUUUCAAUCCAGCGUGUUUAAGCUGGACUGUAAACCGUAAACAGUUUCCCCUGCGAC